AUGAAGCAGCCUGCUUUGUUCGUGGCAGCUGUCCUUGCAUUUGCGAGCGGGAGUCCGGUGAACCAGCAAAGGAUUGCAACGCGCACCGGCACAAGUACGCACUUCAAGACACAAGAUAGUCAGGGAAACUACAGGUUCGGCUACGACGUUGUUCAUUCUUCAGGGAGCAGCUUCCACAAAGAGGCGAGCUCCAACGGCGUCAAAGUGGGAUCGUACGGUCUACGAGACGUCGAUGGCCGCGUCCGCAUCGUCAAUUACGUUGCCGACGCGCAAGGAUUCCGCGCCGACGUGCGCACAAAUGAGCCAGAUCCCGCGAAGGAUUCCGCCACCACGAGCCACGCCGUCGCUCCGGCGGAGAACGCAUCCAGCGACAAGGAUGCUGCGCUGACUGGACCGACCGAGAUGACGUCGUCUUCGACGAUGGUGUCUUCUGUCAGUGCCGAACCAUCUCGAGACCCGGAGCGCGCGGGAGGCGACGUUGUCCCGCCCAAAGUCUUGACCGACGCGGACGACGUGCCUCGACGCACCAAGCCCAGGCCUCCCGUAUUCCCGUCCCCACCACCGUCCGCUCCGAAAGAGGUCGACGCUCCAAGAAGGCCCGGUCCUCCGAAACGUGCAAUGCAUCGGCUCAGGUAUCCUUUCUACGUGAAUACAGCCGACGUGCGCGUCGUCGGGCCGGGCUUUCCACAGGCUUUCCCCCGAAGACCCGGAGGCUUUCAGCUGGCCCCAUUCCACGGGGCAUUCCCCUUCACUAGGCCCUUCUCGCCGGCCGCGUUCGGGUACUUUCCCGCCGGUGUACCCGAGCUCCACCCAGCCGCCCUGCAUCCGGCAUACUACGCCAACGCCGCAUCUGCCUUUCUGCACUCUAUGCAACUGAGGCACUUUCCCUUCGGCCAGCUCAAGUGGCCCUACCACGCACCCUUCGUUCCGCCGCCGCUUGUGAUGUUCUAGGAGCAGCCGAAAUACGCCUGCGCGCUAUUCCGACGUCUUCUUCCGGCCGAGCGACAUCAACGAAAAGGCGGGCAAGAUUUUUUCCGCUCGUGCAUUUCGGAUACCCACCGAGUUUCUCACACUUUCUUACGGCGUGUUGCACAAACGUGUCGAGCUGCAUGGUCUUUCAAACAAGCUUCGAGGCAUGCCGUGG
Molecule: messenger RNA, 1144 nt
Organism: Rhipicephalus sanguineus (brown dog tick)
Lineage: Eukaryota; Metazoa; Arthropoda; Arachnida; Ixodida; Ixodidae
Exons: 3
Coding region: 1-951 (316 amino acids)
Cellular component (GO): chitin-based extracellular matrix
Molecular function (GO): structural constituent of chitin-based larval cuticle
Source: RefSeq, a predicted model, not a curated record